Messenger RNA from Hibiscus syriacus, 1905 nucleotides. RefSeq lists its product as uncharacterized. Lineage: Eukaryota; Viridiplantae; Streptophyta; Magnoliopsida; Malvales; Malvaceae. Gene Ontology annotation, molecular function: calcium ion binding; 3'-5'-RNA exonuclease activity. Bases 282 to 1673 code for a protein of 463 amino acids. The record is from RefSeq and is a predicted model, not a curated record. The transcript has 11 exons.
AGCGGUUCAGAAAAAUAAUACAUUUAAUAAAUACAUUACCCAGCUGCUUCCCUCUCCCUGAAUUCUAUCAAUCAUUUCUCCAUCAAAUAUUUUUUUUUUGAUUCUGGGCAUACUUCACCACAAAGCCAAACGUCAAAUAUCUAAAUUUUGAAAGCACCCUUCUCGGAAAAGAGAAUAAAAAAUUGGGUUUCUGUUUCCUCCUUUCUAUCCUUUCUCUCCGUUUCUCAUUGUUUACGUCGAACAAGAAGAAGGAAAGCUAUAAAAGUGACAAGAUUUCUGAAAUGGUGUUGGCAGGAUUUUAUAAUGACCCUGAAUUUGCUAAUGUGGAUUCAACUGAGAACGGAUCUGUUCCUUUUAGAGGAACGAUUUUGAGGAAUAAAUCGGGUAAAAUCUCUUCACCAGUGAAAGAAGAGCCUUGCGUUUCUUGUACUACAUUCAACAUCCUGGCUCCUAUCUACAAGCGAUUGGAUCAGCAGAAUCAGAGCAUACGAGAGAGUGAUUUUAGAGCAUUUUGGUUAUCAAGAAAUGAGAGGAUUGUAGAUUGGUUGCUCUAUGAAAGUUCUUCCAUUAUCUGUCUGCAGGAAUUUUGGGUUGGAAAUGAGGAAUUGGUACAUAUGUUUGAAGAUAGACUUGGUGCUGCAGGCUACGAGACCUUCAAGCUCGCAAGAACCAACAACCGCGGAGAUGGUUUACUAACAGCUAUACACAAGGACUACUUCAGGGUUUUAAAUCAUAAAGAAUUGCUCUUCAAUGACUGUGGAGACCGAGUCGCUCAAUUGUUACAUGUUCAAUCAGUUGUCCCAUUUGCAAUAAGUCAGAAUUGCUGUGUUGAACAAGAAAUUCUUAUUGUGAACACCCACCUAUUGUUUCCUCAUGAUUCCAGUUUAUCCGUCGUACGACUGCACCAGGUUUAUCAAAUACUACUAUAUCUGGAAACAUAUCAGAAAGAAAACAAACUCACCCAGAUGCCUGUCAUACUCUGCGGUGACUGGAAUGGAAGCAAGCGUGGGCAUGUCUACAAGUUCCUCAGGUCCCAGGGAUUUGUGUCAUCUUACGAUAUUGCUCAUGAAUAUACAAGUACUGCAUAUGCUGACAAGUGGGUUAGUCAUCGGAAUCAUAGAGGAAACAUCUGUGGUGUUGAUUUCAUAUGGCUUCGUAAUCCUAAUAAGUCACGAAAACCAUUGAAGAUAAGUUGGGCUGAAGCAGCUUUUGGCAUAAUAAAGUUUCAACUUCAAAAGGCUUCAUUGGCCGAAAGGGAUGCCUUUGCCUUUCUAAGGGCUGACAACAAUGUCAACCACAUAACUUAUUCGGCUUUUUGUGAUGCUCUUAGACAGGUAAAUUUAACCGGUCUUUCAUAUGGACUAAGUUUCCAGGAUACAAAAUAUCUCUGGCUCCAAGCAGACUUUGACGGAAAUGGUGUUCUAGAUUAUGAAGAAUUUAAGAGAAUCUGGAACUCUACAUGGUCAGAACAUAUGGAUGGAGAUUGCAGCUCAGAUAACUUGAAUGAAGGUAAAGAAGAAGUGGCUAUUGGUUUUGCUGUAAAGAAUGCAGCUCUCUUCCCUCGUGAAGUAGAGAAAGGGAUAUGGCCUGAAAACUACUCUCUUUCCGAUCAUGCCCGACUAACUGCAGUGUUCUCCCCGGUGAGAUUACGGUGUCCACAACGGAACCUGUAGACCGGUUGAUGAUAGAACAAAAUGAGAAAUUAGCUUUUGUUUUGUUUAUACGGCAAAGUUUGCAGUGUAUAAGCAGAUCAGCCUAGGAAUGGUAUGAAAAAUAAUAAGCUUGUGUAAGGCCUGGCGUAAACUAUAAUCAGGCCGGCCAGGGUUGGAGCUAACAGUUGUAUGAAUCAAUGAAUGAAAUCAAAAGGGUAAGGAAGGAUCUCAAAACUUGGGAUUUGGGGAGUCU